Molecule: messenger RNA, 729 nt
Organism: Drosophila virilis
Lineage: Eukaryota; Metazoa; Arthropoda; Insecta; Diptera; Drosophilidae
Source: RefSeq, a predicted model, not a curated record
AUGAAGUCUAUCGCCCAUAAGUCAUCCUUACUGCUGCUGAUCGCCGUGCUGUUGCUGAGCAGCUGUCAGGCGCAGCCCGUGAAUGCCGAGGCACGUGAACAGCGACAGCUGAAGUCUAGCCCGGCAGCUGCUGCGGAGGCGGAUGUCAAGAUGCUGGCAGCGAGCACGGCCAAUAUGACGCCUGCUUCCAUGCCCAUGGCCGGCAUGAUGGCCAUGAGUCCCAUGGCACUGGGCGGAGGCAUCAACAUGCAGCUGGCACAGUAUCCCGGCUAUCAGGCCGGCAUGAUGCCAUUCCUGGGCCUAAGCGGACUGGCUGGAACUGGUCUGCAGACGAGCAUUGCCAGCGGCUAUCCGGGCGAACCAGGCAUGGGCUUCGGUCUGGGCGCAGGCGCUGGCACCAACCCUGGCUUCGGACUAGGCGCGCCCACAGCUGGCUUCGGCCUGGGCGCAUCCACAGCUGGCUUCGGCCUGGGCGCACCCACAGCUGGCUUCAUGUACGGCAAUCCCUUGUACGCAAAUCCCCAACUGGGCGCCGGCUUUGGCCCACAGCCCACGCUGGACAACUUUGCGGCGCUGAACAACAUCAUCAAUAUGCAGGCCGGAGGACUAUAUGGUCAGGUGGCUGCCGGGCCACUGCCCAGCUACUUUGGAGGCAUGGCCGCAGGCGUCGAUGGAGGCAACGGGCUGCUGGAGCGUAUGAAAUUGCGCAGCUAUGCGCCCGGCUUCUAA